GGUUACGACGGCCAGCUCCAGCAACGCAGUGCACCGGCACCACGACCCCAGAAUUCUUCCGAUAGCGUCGAGACCGGCUUCGAUCGACGACGCGACUGCGAAUACGCGAAAAUGGAGAGUGCGUCGAAGCGCAAGGCGGGUAAUGUUGCGCUGAGCCCUGGCGAGGGUCGGCCUGCAAAGCGACAGAAAGCGCCGACCGCUAGCGGAGAGACGGCUGAGUCGACAACGGAGAUGGGCUUGAAGUUCCUGGAUGGCUUGAAGCAGGCCAAAGACAAGACCGGACGGCCCAUUGCAGUGCAUUUCAUGACACUGCCAGACAAGGACGAGCUGCCAGACUACUUCGAGUUCACCAAACUGCCACUGGCCUUGGACUCGAUUGAGGAAAAACUCAACAAUGGCGAAUAUACUUCUCUUGCACAGGUCGAAAGCGACUGCAAACGGCUCGUCAACAAUGCCAAAGCAUACAACGACAAAAAGUCGAUCAUUUACGAGGAUGCUGAGCGACUUCGUAAAACCGCCUCCAACUGGAUGGUCAAGCAUAACCCUGCGUACCGUGAUGGGAAUUACGUAGCGGUCGCCACGCCAGUUCCAGGCGAGGAGAACAUGCCGCCUGGGAAACCAAUUCCACGUAUUGCAUCCACACCACGAGCUGCUGCUACGCCCACACCCGCGUCCACUGUAGCCACAGAACGUCCUCGACGCGCUGCAGCGUUGGCACAACCAGAGACACCCGUUCCUUUGAAGCCGAGACAGUCUACUUCUGCCGCGCCAGAAUCGCGAUCGACCGGUACUCGUGGAGCUUCUACACCGUCUUUCCAACAUGCGCAAGAGCAGAUCAUCCAAGAAAUCAUCGACCACACGGAUCCAGGUGGCGACCUUGCCAUUUUUCAACCGUUCCUCAAUCUUCCAACUCGUGCCCUGAAGGACUACUAUCAACUCAUCAAAGAUCCCAUGUCACUAGCAGCUAUCAAGAAGAAGGUGCAGGGUGUGGUCGGCCGUGACGCACCUACCGGUCAUACUUUGUUCAAGAGCUGGGAUGCUUUUGAAAGUGCAAUGAGUUUGGUGUGGAGCAAUGCGCGCAUCUACAACGAAGACGGGAGCGAGCUCUACAAUCUUUCUCUGGAGCUCGAGGAAACCUUCAAGGAGAAGCUCAGAGCUAUGAGAGCCAGGGUGGAUGAACCACCUCAGCCAAAACUUAAGCUGAACAUGUCUGGUGCAGCGCCGAGCCCAGCUCCCAAACCAAAUCUCAAGCUUAAGCUCAGGCAAAGCCCGGUCUCAGGGUCCAAUACGCCCAACGCCCGGGACUCUGCAACGCCCGGAGUCAUAGUAGACAACGAGGCACUUCAGCGUCAGCAACGGCACGUCAACGACAGCAUGGGCGGACGGCGGUCACGCCCAACAGACAAGGCCGCGACACCGGUAGCGUCGAAUCCAUUCUCUGGGACGAGGGUACCUUCCACUAUCAUUACUCCUGUCCUUGCUGCACAAGCACGGAAUGCUGGGUCACCAGUAGCGAACGGUGUGAAGCAAGAUGUCCAGUCGCCAGCAUUGAGUGCGAUCAGACCUGGCAGCAACGCACCAGAUUCACAACGAAUGAGCGUUCCUGCUCACACUCCGCUCCCAGCCAUGGCGCCGCCACAAGUCAUGUCACGCCCGCCAAGUGGCAGCCCACACCCCAACGGUCUUUAUAGCCAACAAAAUGGCCUAUCAACCCCGGGAUUUCAACAACCGACACCAUAUAUCCCGCCUUCUAUUCCCCGUACCGAUGUCUUCCGCAAGGUGCCUCUCAAAAAACUCAAUGAAGCCCUUAUCCCCAGUCUGACUCUGAACACGCAUCCAGCCCUCAAUCUUCCUCAUCCUUGGACUAUAACCAUCCCUGCGAGCAAGACCAAGACGCACCACAGCGCCACUAUCAAUCUCUCACCCACGCAUUCCUAUCUCCAGAUCACACCUAAAGUUCCCAUCGCCCUGACGGGCCGCAUGUACCGCCUCUACGUCCAAGUCAACAGCAACAAAACUUUCGAAGUCAACCGCGUGCCCGUAACUGCAGGCAUAAAUGGCAGCAGCGAAAGCACAGGUUUUGAGGGUGGAAAGAAGAAGGGCGAACCGGUCUUCGAGGCGAAGCUCGUUGGUGGUGUCAACAGAAUCGAAGUAGAUAUUAUCGCCGAGAAAGCACUAAGGGAUGGAGAGCUUGCGAGCGGCAAAGACAACACUGUGGAGAUUGAGAAAUAUACGGUAUUCCUGCACUUGGCAAGGCAGGGAUACUAAAGACUAUGACCAAGUGAGCACAAUAAGGCUCAGCAGACCGAGUCCGUCAGGCUUGUCAGACACUUCUGCUCGAGAAUUUCGCCGCUCGUGUACCGUUCCUUAAGGUGUUUUGGCGCUCUGGGGGUCAUUGAGCAUAAGGUACGCCUUGGUGCACUGGGAUUGGGAGGCUAUGGUUAUGUUUCCUUACUUUCUGUUCUAAUUUCGAGGACCCUCCAUUAGCUCGCUUGGGCAUCACUGGCCUGGCUUGUAUAGUAUCUAGCUGGACUUAAGAAAUGCACAUGGUACACGUACUAGCCGACCAAGCACGCCA
Messenger RNA from Boeremia exigua, 2578 nucleotides. RefSeq names its product Bromodomain-containing protein. Bases 112 to 2268 code for a protein of 718 amino acids. Gene Ontology annotation, cellular component: RSC-type complex. Gene Ontology annotation, biological process: chromatin remodeling. Lineage: Eukaryota; Fungi; Ascomycota; Dothideomycetes; Pleosporales; Didymellaceae. The record is from RefSeq and is a predicted model, not a curated record. The transcript has 8 exons. Gene Ontology annotation, molecular function: protein binding.